This is a messenger RNA of Telopea speciosissima, 1708 nucleotides long. RefSeq names its product DNA repair protein RAD51 homolog 2. Gene Ontology annotation, cellular component: replication fork; Rad51B-Rad51C-Rad51D-XRCC2 complex. Gene Ontology annotation, biological process: double-strand break repair via homologous recombination. Gene Ontology annotation, molecular function: ATP binding; double-stranded DNA binding; four-way junction DNA binding. NCBI's taxonomy places the organism in Eukaryota, Viridiplantae, Streptophyta, Magnoliopsida, Proteales, Proteaceae. Bases 55 to 1218 code for a protein of 387 amino acids. The transcript is spliced from 14 exons. The record is from RefSeq and is a predicted model, not a curated record.
UGUAUACAUAUCUGUGUAUUGAAUGUGUGUUCGUGUACGCGAGACUGCGAGAGAAUGGCGAACAAGCUAAUCAGCCAGAUGGGACUUCCAAAAGCAAUUGCUAAUAUCUUUGCAGCUCGUAACAUCGUAACCGCGAAGGAUGCCUUAUCUCUCACUGAAUUUGAGCUAAUGGAGUUGUUAGAUGUGGGGCUGGCUGAAGUAACAACUGCAGUGGCACACAUCAGCGAAAUGGCGUGUCCACCAUAUCAGACAGCUCUUUCCCUGAUGGAGGAACGGGUCCGAAAGGAAUGCUUGUCUGGACACCUUCCCACACGUCUAAAGGGGCUUGACAUCGCCUUAUGUGGAGGAAUACCAUUUGGAACUUUGACUGAGUUGGUUGGCCCAGCAGGAAUUGGAAAAACACAAUUCUGUCUGAAGCUCUCAUUAUUGGCUGCCCUUCCUGCAAGUUAUGGGGGUUUAAAUGGUCAUGUGAUAUAUAUCGACACAGAAUCUAAAUUUAGUUCAAGAAGGUUAAUUGAGAUUGGAGUAAAAAGUUUCCCUGAGAUAUUCCAUGUGGCUGGAAUGGCACAGGAGAUGGCUGGUAGGAUCGUGGUUUUGCAGCCAUCUUCAUUGGCUGAAUUCACUGAGAGGAUUUGGAUAAUUGGCAAAAGGCCUUAUCAACAAUUCCUCAAUUUGCAGCAAAUCAAGUUGUCAAUCCUCCAACAUCAGGUGAAAUUGCUCAUCAUUGACAGCAUGGCUGCCCUUGUCUCAGGGGAAAAUGAGAGGGAUUUUAGAGCUCCCAGACAGCAUUCAUUGGGUUGGCACAUUUCGUCUAUUAAGUCACUUGCAGAGUUUUCACGAAUUCCUGUUGUGGUGACCAACCAAGUGAGAACUCGAAGUAGUGAUGAAUCCCACCAGUACCCUUUCCAAGUUCAAAACAAAGAAGAGAGCAUGAAGGACGAUGGCAGAGUUGAGUCUCAUCUUGUUGCCGCUCUAGGAAUCUUCUGGGCUCAUGCUGUGACCAUUCGUCUUGUGCUUGAGGCUAAUUUAGGUCAGAGGUUUAUUAAGGUGGCAAAAUCUCCAUUAUCUCCACCUCUUGCCUUCCCUUUCGUUGUGACUUCUUCAGGGAUUUCAUUACUUAGUGAUGACGGAAUAGAAGUAAUGGGGCCAGAGAUAUGCGCAAUCCAUUGUCAAGGACACAGUGAUAUUAUUGACUUCAAACAGGAGAGGUUGCCAUGAUUCUGUCAGAGAGUUAUAGUAUGUAGAUGGUGCUGUAUCUGAAAUCUGAAUCAUUAUACAACCUUGGGGCUUUCUGGGCCUACAUGCGGAUCCAUAAAGUGGACUUUUUAACCUUCACCUCAUACCACCACUGCAUGUGAUUCACGAGUGCACUGUAAUCAAGGAACUGGUUCCUUUCAAGAUUUGGCCUUUGAAAACAACACAGAGAUAGAGAUCUAUUCCAUGAUAAGGAUUGCUCUCCCUUGACUUGGAUUGUCAUGACUUGCAGUAGACAAUUGUGGGCUUUCCUCAGAUUCUUUACUUGAGUACUUGUAUUGUGGGAAUAAAGAAAAGGGGGAGAGAGAAAAGUACAGUGAACUGUAUUGUGUGUUUCUUCUUGUUGGGUAAAGAAAAGGAGAACUCCACAACCUUCUGCUGAGGUUAGAUAAUUUAGUGGAAACAUGACAGAAAAGUCCAAAAAUUAGGCAGGUCUUCAGGAUCUUUGCUUACU